Messenger RNA from Caenorhabditis angaria, 1106 nucleotides. The record is from the annotation of a GenBank genome assembly. NCBI's taxonomy places the organism in Eukaryota, Metazoa, Nematoda, Chromadorea, Rhabditida, Rhabditidae.
AUGGGUCAAGAGCAGAGUCAAAUCAAAGUAUCUGAAAGUCAAACAGUAGCUGGUCAAACUUCGAAACCUCAAUCUACACCAACACCAGCACCAUCAAAAAUUGAGUCACCACAACAACAAAAACCCCCAAGUCCAAUUGCUCCGUCGAAAGUUCCAGAACAACCUCAAUCAACAUGGUGGAAUAGUUUUAGUAGCUGGGGAACUGUCACAUCUUCGAGUUCUUCGUCAAAUAUCAAAACUGCUGAAACAAAAAAGGUGAGGAUUACUGUAGAUCAAGCUUGUGCGGGAAACAAUUUUUGGAAAAUUUCGAGAGGAAAAAAUUCACAAGGGAACCUUUUUUACUCAACACUUCAAACCUUGAUGAAAUUUUGUCCAGAGACAGCUUUUGGGGUCAUAAGAACACCCUAAAAAUUUAAGUUACCCAAUGGACCCAUGAGCCAAGUUCUGGGCUCUCAAAAACUCAAAAAAGGCCAAAAAAUGGUCACAAAAGUCAUCAUAGCUCCAUUUCAAAAAUUUUUUUGGGAGAAAUAAAGUUUCAGAUAUUGAUCAGCAUAGUCGAUUACCUAAAAGUACAUCAAUAAAAAACAUUUUUUCGAAAAAUUUUGAAGUUUUUUUAUUUUUGGGCUGAAAAUUCAUGAAAAUUCAUAUGUGCCCCUGCUCAUUCUUUUUUUCAAAAUCAAAAUUUUUUCUGAAAAUUUGAUUUAUUGAUGGUUUUUGGGUAAAUCGACCACGCUGAUCAUCAUCUGCUACUCAGUUUUUCAUAAAAUUGAUCGAGAAUUGAGUUAUGACGUGUUUUAUGAGCCAAUUUUGGCAAUUUUUGAACUUUUGAGAGCCCAGAACUUGGCUCAGAGGUCCAUUGGGUAACUAAAAUUUUUAGGGUGUUCUUAUGACCCUAAAAGCUGUCUCUGGACAAAAUUUCAUCAUGAUUUGAAGUGUUGAGUAAAAAAGGUUCCCUUGUCAGAUUUUAUUUAACAGAAACUUCCUCUCGUUUCUGCUCAUACAGUCAAAUUUUUGUUUUUCAGAAAUCAGACGAUGUUUACGAGAGAAUUCCAACGUAUGUCGAAAGAUUGCCUCCGCCACCCCCGCAGUCAUUAAAUCGUAAAUAA